Messenger RNA from Gastrolobium bilobum, 2500 nucleotides. RefSeq names its product BTB/POZ domain-containing protein At1g67900-like. The record is from RefSeq and is a predicted model, not a curated record. NCBI's taxonomy places the organism in Eukaryota, Viridiplantae, Streptophyta, Magnoliopsida, Fabales, Fabaceae. The transcript has 4 exons. The coding region runs from base 379 to 2265 and encodes 628 amino acids.
GAGUGUCUGUUAAUUGACCAUUUUUGUUGUUGCUCCUACUUAUUUAAACUGCUUUAUAUUAUUUUUUUUCCCACAACAAACCUCUUUGUUUUCCUUUCCUCUUGGGACUUCUACAUCUUCUCUCUCCUCCAAGAAAAUUCUAUUUUUUUUUUUUCCCUGUGUGAGAGUUCUUGAAGUUUUCUAUUAAGGGUCAUGAGCUCUGUCGAUUCAGUUUCCACUUGGGGUUGUAAAACAGGAAAAUAUAUUACGGGCAUAUAAUAAAGAGUAUUUUGUGCUGAGCUUCUUUCACUAUAUGUUCCUGUGUUCUGUUGUACUGAAUUAUGCAAUUGGUUAGUGCAGAGUAACACAUGAUUUAUCAUAAAAGAAAUUGACACAAUCAUGAAGUUUAUGAAACUGGGAUCUCGUCCAGAUACCUUCUACACUACUGAGUCAGUAAGAUCAGUCUCUUCUGAAGUUUCAAGCGACCUCAUAAUUCAAGUGAAAGGAAGUAGAUAUCUUCUUCACAAGUUUCCCUUGCUAUCCAAAUGUGUCCGCCUUCAAAGGUUAUGCUCAGAGUCUCAAGAUUCUCCUCAGCAUCAAAUAGUUCAACUCCCUGAUUUUCCUGGUGGGGUGGAGGCAUUUGAACUUUGUGCUAAGUUCUGCUAUGGUAUUACUAUCACUCUCAGUGCUUACAACAUUGUAGUUGCAAGAUGUGCUGCCGAAUACUUGCAUAUGACAGAGGAUAUUGAGAAGGGGAACUUGAUUUAUAAGAUUGAGGUUUUCUUCAAUUCUUGCAUUCUUCAUGGUUGGAAGGAUUCUAUUGUGACUCUACAAACCACCAAAGCAUUGCCUUUGUGGUCAGAGGAGUUGGCAAUUACCAGCAGAUGCAUUGAAGCCAUUGCCUCAAGGGUAUUAAGCCACCCCUCAAAGGUGAGUUUGUCACAUAGUCAUUCACGAAGGGUAAAGGAUGAUAAUGUAUCUUGCAAUGGAACAGAAAGUCUGAGACAUAAAUCAACAAGCAAAGGAUGGUGGGCUGAAGAUUUGGCAGAAUUGAGCAUAGAUCUUUAUUGGAGAACCAUGAUAGCUAUCAAAUCUGGUGGCAAGACACCUUCGAAUCUCAUUGGUGAUGCAUUAAAAAUUUAUGCAUGUAGAUGGCUACCAAAUAUCACCAAGAAUGGACAUGUCAAGAAGGAAGCUGAAUCUGAUUCUGAUUCAGAUUCAGCAAGUGAAAUAACUUCAAAGCAUCGUUUGCUUUUGGAAUCAUUAGUAAGCUUGCUUCCACCAGAGAAAGGCGCAGUUUCUUGCAGCUUCCUUCUUAAACUCUUGAAGGUAGCAAAUAUUCUUCAUGCUUCUUCUUCAUCAAAGAUGGAAUUAGCUAGAAGGGUUGGACUUCAAUUGGAGGAAGCCACAGUAAAUGAUCUUUUAAUACCCUCACUAUCUUUUACAAAUGAUAUGCUGUAUGAUGUGGACUUGGUGAUGACCAUAUUGGAACAAUUUAUGUUGCAAGGUCAGAGUCCACCAACAAGCCCUCCAAGAUCAAGGUUGGAAUUUGAAAGAAGGAGGUCUCGUUCAGCUGAGAAUAUUAACUUGGAUUUCCAAGAGAGUAGGAGGUCCUCCUCAGCAUCUCAUAGCUCAAAACUGAAGGUGGCAAAGCUUGUGGAUAGGUAUCUUCAAGAGGUUGCCAUGGAUGUGAAUUUGCCUCUGUCGAAAUUCAUUGCUCUUGCUGAAACUAUACCAGAUUUUGCAAGACAUGAUCAUGAUGAUCUUUACAGAGCUAUUGACACUUAUCUCAAGGCUCAUCCAGAACUCAACAAGAGCGAAAGGAAAAGACUAUGUCGAAUUCUAGACUGCAGAAAACUGUCUAUGGAAGCCUGCAUGCAUGCAGCUCAGAAUGAACUACUCCCCCUAAGAGUGGUUGUUCAAGUUCUCUUCUUUGAGCAAGCUCGAGCAGCAGCAGCUGGUGGCAAAGUGAGUGACAUGCAAAGCAACAUCAAGGCAUUACUCACUGCACAUGGCAUUGACCCAUCAAAACAUACAGCACCAUUAAGUACUACUACAAGUAUACAUGGGGAUGACCAUUGGAAUGUUUCUAGAUUCAAGUCACCAAUGUCAACAAGGAACUCAACUCUCAAGAUGAAGCUUGCUGAGGAUGAUGACGACUUAGAUGAAAAUUAUGGAAAUGGGAGAACUUCUAGAUUUAAGGGUCUUCGUGCUCUUCCUACUCAACCCAAACGAAUGCUUAGUAAGUUGUGGUCUACCAACAGAAGCACCACUGAAAAGAAUUGAGUGAUUACUUUUUUUGUUUUUUAAUUUUCCAGUUGGGAAUGGUAAAUUUAGAGGGUAACAUAUACUAUAUUUUUCUCUUUUUUAAAAGGCCUUGUAAGUUCUAGGAAAAUCAAUGAAUCUACUUGUAACCUGUAAUAAUAAGAAAUGAAGUUUUCUCAACAUGAUAAGAAAUCCCUUCGGUAAAUCUCUCAGAGGGUGUUUGGUAGAAGGUGAAAAAAAAAAAUUCUUGGAAAAU